Molecule: messenger RNA, 3611 nt
Organism: Lathyrus oleraceus (garden pea)
Lineage: Eukaryota; Viridiplantae; Streptophyta; Magnoliopsida; Fabales; Fabaceae
Product: ethylene-overproduction protein 1
Exons: 4
Coding region: 169-3027 (952 amino acids)
Biological process (GO): negative regulation of ethylene-activated signaling pathway
Molecular function (GO): protein binding
Source: RefSeq, a predicted model, not a curated record
AUUUUUAUAUUUAUCCAGUUUUGUUCUCUCUCAAUCCAGUUUCAUUCCACUACCUUAAAAUCUAAAACCUUCAAUCAUUCUUUAACCUCCACCGUUAAUUUCCCAAAUUUAGUGGAAACAGAAAAACCAAAAAAAUACACAAAAAAAGAAAAACACAAAAAUUGGAAGAUGCAGCACAACAUCCUCACCUCGAUCCGUAGUACGAAAAUCACGGAUGGUUGUAAAGGAACUCACGUCUACGCUCUUAACUCCUCCGCCGGCGCCGAUUCUCCGAACACCGGCGGCGGUGGAGAAUCCAUCGGAGAUAAACUCUUUCAUCAUUUAAUAGACCGGUCUAAACAGUCCGGUCGGUUCAAACCGGUUGGAACCAAAACGGCGACUCCCGAUGUCGUUUUGGAGGGUCUACUCCCUUGUGGCCUCCCCUCCUCGGAGGCUCUAGAGCCUUCAAUUGAGCCUUGCUUGAAGCCUAUUGAUUUGGUUGAAACGCUUGCCGGUGUGUAUCGCCGGAUCGAGAGUUCGGGGGAGGUUGAGAAAUCGGAGGCUUUUUUGGAGCAGUGCUCCGUGUUCAAGGGGUUGCCUGAUGUUAAAUUGUUCCGGCGGUGUCUCCGGUCGGCGCGGCAGCAUGCUGUGGAUGUGCAUUCGAAGGUUGUGUUGGCUUCUUGGUUGAGGUAUGAGAGGAGAGAGGAUGAACUUGUUGGAUCUUCAGCGAUGGAUUGUUGUGGAAGAAACCUUGAAUGUCCUAAGGCUAGUUUGGUUACGGGGUAUGAUCCUGAAUCUGGUUUUGAUCAUUGUUUGUGUUAUAGGAAAGAUGUUAUUAUUGUUGAUAAUGAUGAAUGUGAAUGCUCAACUUCUUAUGGAGAUGAGGAUGAUGAUAGUGGUGAUAGUGAUUACAAUGAUAUGUAUUUUUGUAUAGGUGAGAGUGAUAUUAGGUGUAAUAGAUACGCAAUGGCCUCACUUUCGAGGCCUUUUAUGGCAAUGUUGUAUGGGGGAUUUGUUGAGUCUAGGAGGGAGAGGAUAAAUUUCUCUCUGAAUAGUGUUAAUGUUGAGGUGAUGAUGGCUGUUGAGGUUUUUAGUAGAACCAAGAGGUUGAGUCAGUUUCCGAAUAAUGUUGUCCUAGAGAUGCUUUCUUUUGCGAAUAGGUUUUGUUGUGUGGAGAUGAAGUCUGCUUGUGAUGCUCGUUUGGCUUCUUUGUUAUUCGACAUGGAUGAUGCAUUGUUGUUGAUUGAGUAUGGACUGGAGGAGAAUGCAUAUCUACUAGUGGCAGCUUGCUUGCAGGUGUUUCUCAGAGAGCUCCCUAGUUCGAUGCACCGUUUGAGUGUUCUGAAACUGUUUUGUAGUGUAGAGGGCAGGGAUAGGUUGGCCUCGAUAGGGCAUGUGUCCUUUUCGUUAUAUUGUUUUUUGAGUCAGGUUGCGAUGGAAGAAGAUGUUAAAUCUACCACGUCUGUAAUGCUCUUAGAGAGGUUAGGAGAAUGUGCGGCGAGUGGUUGGCAGAAGCAACUUGCUUAUCACCAAUUAGGCGUUGUGAUGCUUGAGAGAAAAGAAUACAAAGAUGCACAACAUUGGUUUGAGGCUGCUCUUAAGGAAGGACAUAUUUAUUCUUCAGUGGGUGUCGCAAGAGCCCAAUAUAAACGUGGGCACACAUAUGCCGCAUACAAAAUGAUAAACUCCCUUAUUUCUGAUCAUAAACCUGUUGGUUGGAUGUAUCAGGAAAGGUCUUUGUAUUGCAUUGGGAAGGAAAAGAGUAUGGACUUGGUCUCUGCAACUGAAUUAGAUCCAACUCUUUCUUUUCCAUACAAACACCGGGCUGUUUUUAUGGUGGAGGAGAAUAACAUUGGAGCUGCCAUUUCUGAAAUCAAUAAAAUAAUUGGUUUCAAGAUUUCUCCUGACUGCCUUGAAUUGAGAGCUUGGUUCUUGAUUGCCAUGAAGGAUUAUGAAGGAGCCCUCAGGGAUGUCAGAGCAAUUUUGACAUUGGAUCCAAAUUAUAUGAUGUUCUAUGGGAAUAUGCAAGGCAAUCGCUUGGUAGAACUCCUCCGCCCUGUCGCCCAGCAGUGGAAUCAGGCUGAUUGUUGGAUGCAAUUGUAUGACAGAUGGUCUUCCGUUGAUGAUAUUGGUUCUUUGGCUGUUGUACACCAGAUGUUAGAAAAUAACCCAGGGAAAAGUGUUUUACGCUUUCGGCAAUCUCUACUUCUGUUACGGUUCAAUUCUCAAAAGGCAGCAAUGCGUAGUUUGCGUCUGGCUAGAAAUCAUUCUUCUUCAGCACAUGAAAGACUUGUCUAUGAAGGAUGGAUAUUGUAUGACACUGGUCACCGUGAAGAAGCUAUAGCGAAGGCCGAGGAAUCAAUUUCUAUUCAAAGGUCAUUUGAAGCUUUCUUUCUCAAAGCUUAUGCAUUAGCUGACUCAUGUCUUGAUUCCGAGUCUUCAAAGAGUGUGAUUGAUCUCUUGGAGGAAGCUCUUAAAUGCCCUUCAGAUGGUCUUCGGAAAGGACAGGCUCUAAACAAUUUAGGGAGUAUAUAUGUAGACUGCGAUAAGCUAGAACUUGCUGCUGACUGCUACAAGCAUGCGCUUAACAUCAAGCAUACACGAGCGCAUCAGGGGUUGGCACGUGUAUAUCAUCUUCAAAAUCAGCACAAAGCAGCAUAUGAUGAGAUGACAAAGCUAAUAGAAAAGGCCCAGAAUAAUGCAUCAGCUUAUGAGAAACGUUCAGAAUAUUGCGACCGUGACAUGGCAAAGAGUGAUCUUAGUUUGGCAACACAGUUGGAUCCUCUAAGGACAUAUCCAUACAGAUAUAGGGCGGCAGUCUUAAUGGACGAUCAUAAGGAAGCUGAAGCAAUAGUAGAGCUUUCAAGAGCCAUCAACUUCAAGCCAGAACUACAACUGUUACAUCUUCGAGCGGCAUUUUAUGAUUCAAUGGGUGAUUUUGUUUCUACUGUCCGAGACUGUGAAGCCGCCCUUUGUCUUGAUCCUAGCCAUGCUGAGAUGUUAGAGCUUUGUAAUAAAGCCCGGGAGCAAAUUAAGGAUAGAAAGUGAGAAAAAGAAGUCAACAAUCAUGUUUUCCAUUAUGAGGACAGGCCUACUCAUGAAAACCAAUACUUCUUCAAAAUGUAUGACCCAUCUGUGCUAUUUAUCUACUGGAUGUUGUCACGAGGAAAGGUGUCGUGUGUAUUGUUUCGGCCGACCUUCUGGAUGCUGAAUCACAGAAGGGAAAAUGUGAGUUAGAAAGAUAAUCUGGAUUGAAAUUGAAGGGGAAGUAGAGGAGCAGAAUCACUUGUAAAUAUAUGUAAUGAAUCAUGUUUUUGUCAGCUUACGGCUCAAGUAGUGCAGAUGCUGCUGCUAUUCUCCAAUCUGCCAUGUUACCAAGAAUGGUGACAACAAGAAGUUACCACAAAAUUAGACUAAACUUGUACAUGAUAGUCAAUUUGUUGUGCAACAGUUUUAGAUAUUUACAACUAUAUUAUUGACUAAUCAGUCACCAAUGUAAGUUGUGUUGUAAUAUUUUCACUGUCUUCAAUUUGUUGUAUAAAUACACAAAUUUCCCUUUCAAUCGCCAUUGUACUUUUGAUGAGUUAUCCAAAUCCAGCUAUGAAAAUUUUCAUCUGUUCAAUUCCUCGACA